Messenger RNA from Lucilia sericata (common green bottle fly), 4555 nucleotides. RefSeq names its product protein unc-13 homolog 4B (gene stac). The record is from RefSeq and is a predicted model, not a curated record. NCBI's taxonomy places the organism in Eukaryota, Metazoa, Arthropoda, Insecta, Diptera, Calliphoridae. The transcript has 12 exons. Bases 513 to 3875 code for a protein of 1120 amino acids.
AAAAUCAUUAAAAUCGGCUCACGGUCAACGUCAACACUUAGCGAUCGGCGGAAUAAAAAAAAAAACAAUAAAUGCCCUACGUAAAGUGUGUAUCGUGGUGGUCAGUGAGCGUCCUUCGGUCAAUGUUUUAGUUUAACGCAUUCUUCAAUUGUGUAUCAAUAUAAUUUCAACGCGGAAAGCACACCACACAAACAAAUCCAGUAAAAGUGAAUUCAAUAUUAUAUGUAUUCAAAUUUGAUAUAUAAGUAAAAAAAAUAUUUCGAGCAAAUACCAUCUACUUACAUAUUUGCUUGAGAGUAUUCUAUUUGAAAACGAAUACAUUUUGUUAAUAACUAUAGUAUAUUCGAUGCAUUUAUAGAUUCACGUAACGGUUUAUCUAAAAAAAAGCAAAAGAAAAACUGAAACUGAAAUCGAAAAGAAUUGAAAUAAAAAAUAAAUAAAUAAAUAAAAGAAAUAUAAAUAAAAUACCGUGGAAUAUAGCUUUAUAACAAUAUUUUUGUUAUUGUGUGAAAAUGAGUUUUCUUUCGCUUCCACGUAAAUUUGCAAGUGAGAGUCUUCGAAAUUCCAAUACUUCCGUAGAUCAAAAUGUCAAAUAUUUGAGUUUAAACAAUAGACGAACAAGUAGAAAACCAAAUUUAUAUAGUGGAGGCUCUACAUUAUCACUUCAAGUACCACCUCGCAGAGGGAUUUUAAAUAGAAAUGGCAGUAUUUCUUCCAACUAUUUUCGUGGAGUACACAAACAUCAAUUAGAACAACAUGCUGAAACUGUAUGUCACACAAUGACCAUUGAAGAUCUUUAUGAGGAAGUUCUUUUUGAAAUUACGAACAACAUUGGGUGCGAGGCGAACGAUAUUUGCAAGGAAUCUCUCAUCGAAUUUGCUCAGGAAGCAUUUAAAAUGUCGAAUGCCAAACAUGAAGAAAUACUCGAAAUAGCACAACAAAAAGAACCUCCAAAUAUUCGACUAAAUGUUGAAAUCAUUAAGGCUGAAAAUCUUUUACCAAAGGAUGCGAAUGGAUUUUCAGAUCCGUUCGUUACACUCUAUCUGGAAUCGAAUGGUUCUCAUCGUUAUAAUUCAUCAGUUAAAACUGAAACUCUCAAUCCCAUAUGGGAGGAACACUUCUCACUGCCAAUUACAGAAAAUCCUAGAAAUGAAGUGCUAAUAAUUGAGGUAUGGGACUUUGAUGCGGCUGAGACUGUUAAAGAUAAGGUUAAUAAAUUAAUGGACGUUAAGGGAAUUAAGGGUUUGCGAAAGUUAAUGAAAGAAAUUGCCAUGACUGCAUCAACUGGAAAGCAUGACAAUGAAUUGAUUGGAAGAACAGCUAUUACGCUAAAAUCAAUACCUGUAUCAGGUACUACUGUUUGGUAUAACCUAGAAAAGGGUAAUAAAACUAAAAGUCGAGGAUCGGUACUGGUGAAUUUAGCACUUAGCGCUGAAAAAGAUAAACGUGUUGCUGUUCAAGAGCACCGACAUCUUUUGAAAUUGUUACUAAUGCAUGAGUUAGAGUCAUCGCAGGUAGCAAACUAUUGGUGGGCUGGAAAAUUUAGUGGAAAUGCAGAAGCAAUACGCUUACAACACUCCGUUCAAUCUGGACUUUCAAGUUUCGAAUGUGCUCUUAGCCAAUGGGCUGUAUACACUACAAUCCACGAAGAUCAUCCAUUGAGUUUUGGUUUAUUCAAUUCUAUACUAGACGUUGUUAUACCGAUUCUCAAGUGUCACCUCAAUGAAUCAGAGGACAUUAAAACGUUUUGGGAUGGAGUAAGACGUUUGUUGCCUUCAUGUUUUUCAAUUCUACGAAAAUUGCGUGCCAAAAAUGUUAGUGAUAAGCAAAUUGUCAAAACACUCUGUGAGGUUCUUGACAUACUAUCAAAAAUAAAUACUCUCGAAAGACCCAAAAGCAUAGAACUAUUUCCUCAUAACGUUUAUGGUUGGAUAUCUAGAAAAGAUGAUUCGGACUGUAGCAUUAAUGACGUCAUUGUUGACGCCAUACACUGCGGUACCAAGGAGUGGCUUGAACACAUCAUUGAAGGUAAUCGUCAAAAUAGUGACGAACAGUCCGACGAAGACAAUCUGCAAUACCUAAUAAAGCUAAUACAAAUGGUUCGUUCGGAUCUGCAGCGAGGAAUGGAAUACUUUGAUAAGCAUUUUUACCACAAAAUACGACUAAAUUUCUCCACAGAGCUUUUUAAAUUCUAUGAUGAAAAAGUUUCUGAAAUAGCUAAAUCAAUUGUCACCGAAGUGUGUGCUAAUAUUAAGAGACUAGAUGUACCAGAAGAUCAUUUUGAAGAGCUGCCUGACAUUGAAGAUAUUAAUAUGGGCACAACAUUGUUUGAAUUGUAUUUGGUAUUAAAACGUUUCCUGGCAUUAGGUAAAUCUCUUUGUCCAAAUGAUGAAUUGGGCGUUGAACAUUUUCACGGUUGGUUCAUGCCUGGCGUGACACAUUGGUUGGCUAUAUCUGUUAUCAAAGCUCUCAAGAGAAUUGAAAAAGCUAUUGAACUAGAUGAAUUGAAAGCAGUUGAUGAAACCGUUAAAUAUAGCUCUUCUGCUGUUGAUACUCUUGCCAUAUUCUAUCAAAUUAAAAUUUUCUGGCAACAGUUAGAUUGGCCAGAAGCAGAGGGCUCCUAUACAUUUGUGGCUAAAAUUGUCGAUGAUAUUUGCAGAUGUUGCGUAUUUUACGCCCAAAGAAUGUCACGUCGUGUAGAAUCACUAACCAGAGACAAUAGUGAAUUUUUCCAUGUAUCACCAGAAUGGUGUUUGGCUAUAAAUAAUAUAGACUAUAUACGUCAAAGCUUACCGUCAUUUAUUAAGGAGUUAGGUACAGAUGAUGUCAUUAAGCGUCUGGGUGAAUAUCGAUCUCAAUUAGAAGCAGAACGAUGUGAGGUCACACUUAAAAAUGUCAUCGAUAAUGCACUGGACACUGAGAGGAAUCAAAUUUUAGAGCUAAUUGAAAUUGUCGCAAGGAAAAUGUCUCCUCCCAUUCGUCGGUUCUUAGCCGAGGGUGCUGAGGUUCUACAUGAAGAUUCAAACUCAAUGGAGCGUCUAAUGAUGUAUUUGGAGACAUCUUUGGGCACACUCUAUGAAACUCUAAAUGAAGUUAAUUUUGCACGUGUUUUAGAUGCAAUAUGGGCAGAACUUUCGAUAAUUAUGUACGAUCUUAUUCAAUCAAAUCUUGAUAAACGACGUCCGCCAGCAUUCUUUCAAAAUUUACGUCACACUUUAGGUGUGAUGAUAUCUUGUUUCAAAACAGGACAUAUCGUUACAUCAGAUGUUGAAGUUUUAACCGAAAUAGAGCGAAUUUUGGACUUGCAUGCAUUUGAAACGGCCGACUUAAUUCAUCAGUAUUAUUUGGAGAGACUUGGUCACCAGAAAGAAGUUGCCAAAUCCGAAUAUGGUAAAUUGACUAUAAGGGCAAAUUUUACGGAAACUGGAUUAGUGUUGGAAAUUAUGAACGCCAGAGAUCUAGUGCCAAUGGACUCAAACGGAUCUUGUGAUUCAUUUGUAAAAGCACACUUUCUUCCCACAAAUCGUUUUCUGGGAGUUGCGCCUGUCAAGACCGCAGUUCAUAACAAAACUCGUUAUCCACUUUACGAUGAACAAUUUACAAUAAAAUUAACUGAAGAUCAACGUAAACAACAAAAUAGUCUGAUAUUGUUUAGCAUUAAAGAUAAGGAUUUGUUUGGUAUGACCAACCAAUAUAUUGCAGAAUGUUAUAUAACAUUUGCCGAUCUGAUGGCCAAUGAGAACGAACAAAUUCAUAUGGAACUGUCGAGACCUGAAUACACAGAUUCCGACACCAUCAGAGCCCUAGAGUAUCGUCAGGGGGAUAAGCAGGCAAAAGAUUUUUUGAAAAAACUCAAGAAUAAAUCGUAUUCAUGAGAGUUAAUUAAACACCUUAAGCGUGUUGUACUCAUUUCUCGUAAUCAAAACGGACAAUAACAAUACAUAUUAUAAUACAAUUAUAUAAAUAGAUACAUACUAAAAUGUAAAUAAAUAAUAUGCACAAUAUACAUACAUACAUACAUUAGGAGCAAAAUCAUGUAUGCAUUUUAACAGGUACAUCAACAUAACACAACCAAUUACAUUUAAUUAAAAAUAAUUGUAAUUGAAGUUUUAAAAUAACUUGCAAUUAAUUAUAAUUGAAGUUUUACCAAUUACGAUUUUAUGUAAUUAAAGUAUUACCAUUUACAUAUUAUUUCCAUAUUAUCAUUUUUAGUGGGAACAUCAGCAACUUUCAUUUUAGGACCACCCUAAUGCACAGGUACAUACAUGUAUGUACUUAUUUAUAUAUACUCGUGCAUAUUAACCACAUACAAAAGAAUAUUAAAAAAAUAUGAAGUCUACUUGCGCACAUAAAAACAUAGUAAUGUUAAAUAUCAUUAACAUGUAUAUAAAAUAUCGUUUUUAAAAUGUAUUAGAAUACAUACAUAUAUAUGUAAGUAUAUGCUUAAGAUUGAUGGAAAUUCUAUAAAUCGAAAUGUUGUUUGUAAAAUUGAGUUGUAAGAAUGGAGCAAUCCGCUAAACGUUUUAAAUAAAUCAAUAUUGUUUAACAGAGUCAA